Messenger RNA from Dovyalis caffra, 1650 nucleotides. Lineage: Eukaryota; Viridiplantae; Streptophyta; Magnoliopsida; Malpighiales; Salicaceae. The record is from the annotation of a GenBank genome assembly.
AUGGCUUGGAAGCGCCUUCUAACCCUAGGUCGCGGGUCUCACAGGCCCUUAUCCGCCACUACUUUCAGAUCCUUUUCCGAUGCCGCCGUCGCCACCGUACCAACUCCGCCACCACCAACCGCCAUGAUCUACGACCGAAUGGCCGAAUCGGUCAACUCAAAGCUCAAAAUCCUCGAAAACCCGGACCCAAGAUUUCUCAAAUACGGGUCGCCUCACCCAACUCUCAAAAGCCAUACCCAUAUCCUCUCUUCACCUGAAACACGCAUCACUACCCUACCUAGUGGUCUACGUGUUGCUACGGAGUCGAAUCUUGCUUCGAAGACUGCUACUGUUGGGGUUUGGAUUGAUGCUGGGUCGAGAUUUGAGUCCGAUGAGACAAAUGGGACUGCUCAUUUUUUGGAACAUAUGAUAUUUAAGGGGACGGAGAAGAGGGGUGUGAGGGAAUUGGAAGAGGAGAUUGAGAAUAUGGGAGGGCAUUUGAAUGCGUAUACGAGUAGAGAACAGACUACUUAUUAUGCUAAAGUUAUGGAUAAAGAUGUUAAUAAGGCCUUGGAUAUUUUGGCCGAUAUUUUGCAGAAUUCUACUUUCGACGAGGAGAGGAUGUCUAGGGAGAGAGACGUUAUCACUUUGGAAAUGAAGGAGUUGUGGGUUUUGGCUGUUUAUGUGUUAAGUUUUGUGCUUUUGGGUUUAACUGUCGCGAAAAUUGGUGUCUUUGUUGUUUUAGGUGUUGAGGGACAAACUGAGGAAGUAAUUUUUGACCAUUUGCAUGCAACUGCUUUCCAAUACACUCCUUUAGGUAGAACUAUUCUGGGACCUGCUAAAAAUAUCGAGACAAUAUCCAGGGAUGACCUUCGGAACUAUAUACAAACACACUACACAGCUCCUAGAAUGGUGAUUGUCGCCUCAGGAGCUGUGAGGCAUGAUGAAUUUGUUGGGGAAGUAAAAAAGCUGUUUACUAAGUUAUCAUCUGAUCCAACCACUGCUUCUCAAUUAGUUGCUAAAGACCCUGCAUAUUUCACUGGUUCUGAGGUUAGGAUAAUUGAUGAUGAUAUUCCUCUGGCACAAUUCGCGGUUGCUUUUCAAGGAGCAUCUUGGACAGAUCCAGAUUCCAUUCCUUUGAUGGUCAUGCAGGCUAUGUUGGGUUCUUGGAACAAGAGUGCUGGAGGUGGAAAGCACAUGGGUUCUGAACUAGCACAAAGGAUUGGGAUUAAUGAAAUAGCAGAAAGUAUGAUGGCUUUCAACACAAACUACAAGGACACUGGUCUUUUUGGUGUUUAUGCUGUUGCGAAGCCGGAUUGCUUGGAUGAUUUAGCCUGGGCGAUCAUGCAUGAGACAACUAAGUUAUGCUAUCGAGUUUCAGAAGCUGAUGUCACUCGUGCCUGUAAUCAGUUGAAAUCUUCCUUGCUACUUCACAUUGACGGAAGUAGUCCUGUAGCUGAAGAUAUUGGGCGCCAGCUGCUUACUUAUGGUCGAAGAAUCCCAUUUGCGGAACUGUUUGCUAGGAUCGAUGCUGUUGAUGCUAGCACUAUCAAACGUGUUGCAAACCGAUUUAUUCACGAUCAGGAUAUUGCAAUUGCUGCCAUGGGUCCCAUCCAAGGGUUGCCUGACUACAACUGGUUCAGACGCAGGACAUACUUGAACCGCUACUAG